This is a messenger RNA of Anolis carolinensis (green anole), 4951 nucleotides long. Its product is annotated as C-X-C chemokine receptor type 1. Bases 430 to 1509 code for a protein of 359 amino acids. Gene Ontology annotation, cellular component: membrane; external side of plasma membrane. Gene Ontology annotation, molecular function: C-X-C chemokine receptor activity; C-C chemokine receptor activity; C-C chemokine binding. The record is from RefSeq and is a predicted model, not a curated record. Gene Ontology annotation, biological process: immune response; positive regulation of cytosolic calcium ion concentration; calcium-mediated signaling. NCBI's taxonomy places the organism in Eukaryota, Metazoa, Chordata, Lepidosauria, Squamata, Anolidae. The transcript is spliced from 2 exons.
ACACACACACUGUGUUUAACCUAAUGAAUUCAUGCAUUGCCAGAGUGAGGAGCAUCCCUAUAAUGUACUGAACUGAUCCAUGCCUGAAUUCUACACUUACCAUUUACUCCAGGGACAGCAAAACUUUGACUGCACUGAGACCAAAGUGCCUUUCUUUGCUUCGGCUCAGCAGCUAUUUGAGCCCCACUUUUGAAGGGAAAUCUUCAACUGCAAGAACCGAUGUGGCUACCUGCUGGCCUGAUCACUGAAUGAGCAGUUUCCUGUCGUCUCUUUCUUCAUACAAAGGAGCCUGCUAUGUUCUUGUCUUUGCAUUGUGAAGGGAAGUUUUGCGACAGUCACUUCCUCUAGUGCAUCCAAAUCUUCAGUGCCAGAUUAUUGUGCUGUGAAGAGGAUAUUCCAAAGUACUGGGUUGACUAACAAGAAUUUAAGAUGGAAGAUACCUGGACAUUUGAUGGGAAUUUGUAUGAGCUCUUUGGAAAUUAUAAUUAUGUUUAUGAAAAUACAAUCGAUCCUAGCGGUGUGUCAGAACCCUGCAGAGCUGAGGCUGCAUCGCCUGUGAUCAGGUACUUUGUGGCCUUCCUCUAUUGCCUGGUGUGCUUACUCAGCCUGAUAGGGAAUGCCUUGGUGGUUUUGGUGGUUGCCUACAACAAACGGAAUCGGUCUGUGACUGACGUGUACCUCCUGAACCUAGCCAUUGCCGACCUCCUCUUUGCCCUCACCUUGCCCAUCUGGGCUGUCUUCCGUGCUCAUGAGUGGAUCUUUGGCACUGGCAUGUGUAAAUUCACUUCUGUCCUGAAGGAAGUCAAUUUCUACAGCGGAGUCCUCCUGUUGGCUUUCAUCAGUGUUGAUCGCUACCUGGCAAUAGUGUAUGCUACCCGUCAUGCAACUGAAAAGAGGCACUGGGUUAAAUUUGUCUGUGUUGGCAUCUGGGUGUUCUCUCUUCUCCUUUCACUGCCUAUGAUUACCUACCGUGAAGUUUUCUAUGCACCUAAUUCCUCUUUGAGAGUUUGUUAUGAGAAUAUUGGAGGCAAUGAAACAUCUAAAUGGAGAGUGGUGCUGAGAAUCUUGCCUCAAACAUUUGGCUUCCUUGUGCCUUUGGCCAUCAUGCUUUUUUGCUAUGGGGUAACGGUGCAUAGACUCUUUCAAAUGAAGAACAAUCAAAAAAAGAAAGCUAUGAAAGUCAUCCUGGUUGUGGUGCUGGUCUUCCUCUUUUGUUGGCUGCCUUACAACAUCACCCUAUUUGCUGAUACCUUGAUGAGGACUGGGGUUAUUACUGAGGAGUGUAAACGCCGUGGUAUCAUUGAUGCUGGUCUUUCAGGCACAGAGAUCCUGGGGUUUUCUCACAGCUGUAUGAAUCCCAUCAUCUAUGCCUUUAUAGGGCAGAAGUUCCGGAAUAACUUCCUCAAGAUCCUGGUUGAGAGAGGCAUCAUCAGUAAAGAAGUCCUGAUUCGGUAUCGGAAAGGCUCUUCCUUCUCAUCUACAUCUGGCAACACCUCCACAACUCUAUAAUGCCCAUUCUAUGAAGAUGGGAAAGGAAAGAAUAGAGCUGAAGACACUGUCCAGCAAGUGCUUUGAGACUGAGAUCAAGAUCGUAUAAUUGAGAAGCUUCAUCUUAACCUUAAUUUGACAUUUGUAAUAAAUCAUUGUAUAAUUUUAUGAGCAGCUAAAAAUUGUUUUUAAACACCAAUAGAAAUGAAAUAUUUUAAGAUGUCCAUACAAGAUUGAUAUAUUUUGUAUAAGCUUUACACGUCACUAAAUGUUACACCUUUUAACAUUCAGGCAACAAAGGAGGACUUCAUAUGUUGGAUGUUUCCUGUAUAGAAAGUGUACCCUUGUAGGGGACAGGUGAAAUUCUAAUGCAGAAUACUGUAUACUGUAUACUGUAGACUGUCACACAUCUAUCCUUUCUCAAUGCUUCUUUAUAGCAGGAUGUUGUUGUCUUUUGCUGUUUUUAAGCAUGUUAACAUGUUAUUAGCGGAUAAAAUGCAUCUGUGUAAUACCAUGCAUGAAACCUGCAGAUCUUCUUUAAGGUGUUUUCUUUAUGGAAAGAUUUUUUUAAAAAGGGGGUUCCUGAGCCAUUUACAGUGCAAUCAUACAUACCCACUAAGAAAUACUUCCCUUAGCUAAGUGUACAUUCAGGCAAAUAGAUAUACGAGAUAGGCAGCCUGGUUUUUUUUUUUUUUAAGGAAAACUCCUGUGCUUUUACUGAAAUUUGUUUGCACAGGAAUGUCUGAAGUUAAUGGGCCAGCUUUCUAUGAGAUUAAUAUAGGUAGUUUCAAGAUGGGUAGAAAAAGAGAUAGAUGCAUAAUUUGCCUUUAGUCAUUUUUAACUAGCUAUGAGAAGCCUUGGCUUUGCUAGCUGUGUAUCAACUAGUCAUACUAGUUGUGCUAGUUCUCAAAUUUAUGUGCUGAUAUAUAUAUAUAUAUAUAUAUAUAUAUAUAUAUAUAUAUAUAUAUAUAUAUUUGUUGAGCAUGAAUAGCAGCAUGUCUUCUAUUACCAAAAAGAAGUGUGAUGAGUAGUUUUCUUUUAGCUAGGAAUUAUGUCUGUCAGUACUUUGAUUUUUUUUCAUAUCAGGAGCAACUUGAGAAACUGCAAGUUGCUUCUGGUGUGAGAGAAUUGGCCAUCUGCAAGGAUGUUGCCCAGAGGACGUCUGGAUGUUUUGAUGUUUUUACCAUCCUUGUGGGAGGGUUCUCUCCUGUCCCUGCAUGGGGAGCUGGAGCUGACAGAGAGAACCAGCAACCUUCAGGUCAACAACCCAGCCUUCAAGUCAGCAAUCCUGCCAGCACAAGGGUUUAAUCCACUGCUCCACCGGGGGCUCCACUUUGAUGAAGAAAGUUUAGAUAAUAGAAACAGCUCUUUUGUCCCACAUGAACUAAUUGUUUUGGUGAAUAUAGUAUCUCUUUGUCUAGCACUUGUUUUUCACACAUGUACCAAUAUUGCUGCAUUGCUGUAGAGAUUUUUGACAUGAGAAAAUUCACUCUCCCAUGGUUAUAUGCAUUGCUGUUCAAAAUCCAAUCAAGGUAUGAACUGCAAUUCCAAUAAACGUUUAUAUAGAGGGAUCAUGUUGAUACUUUCAAUCAUCUAUGGUAAAAAUGAUAAUUGUUAAUUUUUCAUAUCAUAAAAAUGGUCUAGAAAAUAUUAUUGGCUUCAAACUGAAUUUCAAUAAUAAUCCUAUUUGCAUAAAAUGGAGUGAUAUAGGAUAACCAGUACAGUAGAGUCUCGCUUAUCCAAGCUCCACUUAUCCAAGGUGCUGUAUUAUCCAACAUAGUUUGCCUUUUAGUAGUAAAUGUUUUUGUAGUCAAUUUUUCAAUAAAUUGCAAAAUUUUGGUGCUAAAUUCAUAAAUACAAUAAUUAUUACAUAACGUUAUCGUGUACUGAACUGCUUUUUCUAUCCAUUUGUUGUAAAGCAUGAUGUUUUGGUGCUUAAUUUGUAAAAUCAUAGCAUAAUUUGAUGUUUAAUAGGCAUUUCCUUAAUCCCUCCUUAUUAUUCAACAUUUUCGCUUAUACAAUGUUCUGCCAGCCCGUUUAUGUUGGAUAAGUGAGACUCUACUGUACUUUCAAUUAUAUCAAAUCAAUUGAAGUGGAAGAAUAUUUAAGUAAAGCAACAAGCAUUUUGAUUCAUAGUACUGUGGAUGAAAGGCUUAAGUAUCCUAAAGGUACCAUAUGUGAAGUCUUGGCUCUGCCUUUUACUCUCCUUUGCUUUUGUUCCCCCUGUUUAUAGGUUUUCCCAAUAGUGUAGCUACCUCAUUUUGUAUUAGUUUUGGGUGGAGCAUAUAAUCCCCCUAGAGGCCAGCCUUAGUUGGUCUAUUCCAUUUGCCUGUAUAGAGCUCCUUUGCUAGACUCCUCCUUUUUUCUGCAGUAGAGCUACAGAGACUUGAGGCCUGAUCAUUGUCUGUAGUAUUCAUAUACAGUAGAGUCUCACUUAUCCAAGCUAAAUGGGCCAGCAGGAGCUUGGAUAAGCGAAUAUCUUGGACAAUAAGGAGGGAUUAAGGAAAAGCCUAUUAAACAUCAAAUUAGGUUAUGAUUUUACAAAUUAAGCACCAAAACAUCAUGUUAUACAACAAAUUUGACAGAAAAAUACAAUACGCAGUAAUGUUAUGUUAUAAUUACUGCAUUUACGAAUUUAGCACCAAAAUAUCACGAUAUAUUGAAAACAUUGACUAUAAAAAUGGCUUGGAUUAUCCAGAGGCUUGGAUAAGCGAGGCUUGGAUUAGUGAGACUCUACUGUACCACCAGUCCCAAAGACAACAGAAGCUUUUGGUCAGCCUAAGUUUCACAAAGAAGAUCGAGACAUCUUUAUAAGUACCAGCAUGUAAACCAUAGCUUUGCAUCAGAGGCAAAAGACUUUAAAAAAUCCCAGAGAGAUGACUGCAACCAGCAAAAUCUCCCUUCGUAAUGUAUUGUUUUAAUCUAUCUUUCAAUAGCCCCAGAAGGAUUUAACCCUUUAUUCAUCUUGUUUUCAGUAAACUCAUUUGGUUAUCUUUUCUCCUUGCUUGAAGUGCCUCUGUAUGUUAGGGGUCUUGAUUUUAACAGAAGGUAUACAGUAAAGACAGACAUUAUAGUUUUCCCAAAGGCUUGGGAAAACACCAUAUCUCAUCUAAUCUUGGAAGCUAAGUGGUGUCAGCCCUGGUUUGUACUCGGAUGGAGGACCACCAAGAGAAUAAGAGAUAUGGUUCUGUUUUAUAGGAAAAAAACCUCAGAGACAAGAUUUGGUUUUAUAUCCAUUCUCCCCUGCCCCCUCCCCUUUCAUAGCAUUCCCUGAGCUAUGUUUGGCUGACACUAUCCGUGCUUGCUAGCUUUUACCAGGCUUUCCCAACUUCACACUUCAAACUAGCCUACUUGCUGCUGGGCAAAACGUACAUGCAGAGUAAUUUGCACACAACCCUGUCUUCUGGUUUGGAGAAACAAGGCUCUAAAAUUUCCCCAUUGAUGCCAAUGGACCGAAUCUUAC